This is a messenger RNA of Penicillium atrosanguineum, 828 nucleotides long. RefSeq lists its product as uncharacterized. Gene Ontology annotation, biological process: attachment of mitotic spindle microtubules to kinetochore; kinetochore assembly; protein localization to kinetochore. NCBI's taxonomy places the organism in Eukaryota, Fungi, Ascomycota, Eurotiomycetes, Eurotiales, Aspergillaceae. The coding region runs from base 1 to 828 and encodes 275 amino acids. The record is from RefSeq and is a predicted model, not a curated record. Gene Ontology annotation, cellular component: kinetochore. The transcript is spliced from 4 exons.
AUGGCGAACAAUACCUUCGAGUCCCUAGGGGCACUUCAACAGCUCGAAACUGACCAGGGUGAUCUGAAGAAACAGCUCGCGAUUAUUCGCAUCAGUGAACCCAUCUCCGACGUUGUUGAUGCAAAGUUCUCUCCCUCAAAGCGAGGCUCCGAUGUCUCAUUGUCCAAUCUGAAUGAUCCGACUCCAGCUUCUCUAGAGGCUGAUCUCACACACUACAAGGUUCUAGAGCCCGAACUCUUCUCCAAACUACGAUUCUCCUACGUCGAGCAGGUUACAAAAGAGAAAUUCCUCCGAGCGAUCGUGGGCGAUCCACCCCUCGUGGUCGGUCACAACGAGAAUGUGGAAUUGGAGACACAGCUGGCGGAAGUGAAAGCAGAGCUGAAGGCGAGUAAAGAAGAAGCGCGCUUGAUGAUUGAGGAGAUGGAGAAAAUGGGCCGAAAUUUGGCGAGCCGUUACAAGAACGUCGAGGUGCAAAUGGAACAACUGUCGACUCUCCCAGAUGCCAUCGAGAACCUCGAGGGGACCAUUGCAGCACUACGCGCGAAACAGGUCGCUGGAAUGGAUACCUCGGAUCCACGCUCAUCCCAGAACCUCCCUCUUCCUGCGACUUUGAGCCUCUUGGCUGAGCGAGAGGCGGAAUUGGCGGCGCUCAACCGACAGAUCGCUGCUUGUACAGUGCUCGAGCGACGCAAGAUUGAGGCGGUUGCACAAGCUCGUGAGGCACAGCGGAAGAAGCAGGAGGGAGAGAGCGACGGCCUCGAAGAGAUGGGUCGGUGGUACCGAGGCGCCGAAGAGACCUUGAAGGAAAUGGUAGGCGUAGAGGGAUGA